UGUGAGUCCAAGACCCAAACGGCCAAAAACGCAAAAACCCUCGACGCUCUCGCUGUGACUGCACAAGUCGCGCACUCCGAGCCUCCGACAGCGGCGGCGCGUUCACGUUCAUCUCUUCGCCGUACCGCGGCGUUCAUCCUCUCCUCACCGCCCAGCGACACGACCUUGCUCUGAUUAUACACUGAGCAUAUCUUCGGGGGAUCUGUGCUUUGGAGGAUUAGUUUGCAGCAGUUAGAUUUGUUGCUUUGUAGAAAAUGCCUCUGCAACUUUUUGAUGGCAGUGAUUCUGAAAAUGAUGACAUUUCAAAGAUCAAGAUAGACGAGGAGUAUGCUCGUAGGUUCGAGCACAACAAAAAGCGGGAGGCCCUCCAGCGAUUUGAGGAAUUAAAGAAGAAGGGUGUCAUUGGUUCACCUUCACCCUCACAUUCUGAAGGGGAGGACGAAUCUGAGUCUGAGUCAUCGGAUGAUGAUGACUAUGAGAAGCUUGUUAAUUCUAGAAGGAGGGACAAGGAGUUCUUUGAUGCCUUAAUUAAGGUGAAGAAGCAAGAUCCUGUUCUUAAGCAGAAAGAUGUUAGGCUUUUUGUAUCUGAUGAUAGCAGUGAUGAUGAAAGUGGUGAAAAGGAUAAAGUUAAAUCAAAAGACAAGAGGGGUGAAAAGCCAAUGUAUUUGAAGGAUGUGGUGGCAAAGCAUUUGAUCGAGGAGGGGGCAGAUUUUGGUGAUGAAGAGGAGGAAAUAAAUGAAAAGGAAAAACGUAAGGGUAAAAAGGUAAUGCCCUCCAAAGAUAAAGAUUUUGUUAAUAAAGAUGGGAAGAAGACUUAUGGUGAUGAGCAAGAGGAUUUGAAAAGAGCUUUUAUGGAAGCAGUAGAAAGAGAGGGUUUGGAAGAUGGUGAAGAGGAGUUUUUCACUGUGAAGGAGAAGGUUGGUGAGGAGAACGAAGUAGAUAGUGAUGACAAGGAAUUUGAGGAGAAGCUGGAUGAGUAUUUUGGUGGAGAUGUUGAAUCAAAUGAACAUUCCAAGUUUCUAAGAAGCUAUUUCAUGAACAAAAUGUGGAUUGACAAGAGUGGCAAGAAUUCGAAUGUCGGAGAGGAUGAAUUGGAAGAGAUUUCAGAGGAUGAGAUGGAGCUUGAGAGACAAGAAGAAUAUGAGUAUAGAUUUCAGGAAAAUCCAGGAGAUAGAGUCUUGGGUCAUGCUCGGAAGGUGGAAGGAUCAGUGAGGAAGAAGACCAAUACAAGGAAAGAGCAGAGAAAGAGCAAAGAAGAGAGAAUGGCUAUAGCACAAAAGGAAAGGGAGGAUGAGUUGAAACAUUUAAAAAAUUUGAAGAAGCAGGAGAUACAAGAGAAGGUUAAAAAGAUAAUGAAGACUGCUGGAAUCCAUGAUCGUGAUAUUAUCCCACUGUCCAUGGCAGAAAUUGAAGAGGAAUUUGACCCGGAGGAGUAUGAUAGAAUGAUGAAGAAGGCAUUUGACGAGAAAUAUUAUGAUGCAGAGGAUGCUGACCCUGACUUUUGUAGUGAUAAUGAUGACAUUGAGAAGCCAGAUUUUGAAAAGGAGGAUGAAUUACUUGGGCUUCCUAAAGGCUGGGAUGAAUGUGGAUCUAAUGGUGGGUUUUUAGCUACAAGGGAAAAAGUAUUGAAAGAAAAUAUUGAGAAUACCAGUGAUGAUGAUCUCCCAGAAGAAGAUGAAAAAGAAGGAAAAAUUUUUGAGGAAGAAGAAGAAGAAGAUGACGCAAUUCCUGAGGAAGGUAGUCGGAAGAGGAAGCGCAAAACAGCACUUUUGGAAAAAGCAAGACUGGCAAUGAUGGAUGAGUACUAUAAAUUAGAUUAUGAGGACACAAUUGGGGACCUGAAGACAAGAUUCAAGUAUGCCAAAACAAAACCAAAUAGAUUUGGCAUGAGUGCCUCAGAGAUACUAUUGAUGGAUGACAAGGAAUUGAAUCAGUAUAUUUCUUUGAAAAAGCUUGCUCCUUACCAGGAGGAGGAAUGGAAAUUAAGCAAACAAAAAAGACGCAUACUGAAGAUGAGGGCUAAGGAGCUCCUUCGUACUUCAGGUUUGAAUAAGAAGAAACGUAAGAAGUCAAGUGUUGAUUCUGGCAAGAUAACUUCAUCAACUAAUGUUGUUGAGAAUGAAAAAGCAAGCACAGAAGAAUCAAAUAUUAAUAAGAACAAUCUGUCAAGGAAAGCCAAGAGAAGGCGACAAAUGGCUAAUUUGAAGUUAUCACAAUCGAGGCUUAAAGCAUAUGGGAAGAUACCCUCAAAAUCCAAGCAUGGAGGAAAGCACUGAAAGCUGUCAAUUAUUUAUGCAGAAGGAACCAACUAACCGAUGUACUUAUUACAAGAGGAUUGGAGCUUAAUAUUAACGUGCGGUGGGUAUGUUAGCCAACGUGUUUUUGUGGAGAGAAGUUUUGGUUGUCUUUAUGUUUUCUCCAAAUGUUUAGAGUCUAUGGAAUUUGUCACUAUACAAACUGUCAAUUGGACCAAAAGUUGGUGCUUGACUGUGUUUUCAAUAUUGCAUUUACUCAUUUAGAAUUUGUGCUUUAGUAUUUGUUCGUCUUACGGAUUCACAGCUUUUUUCUGAUUGAAAACAAUAUGUUGCAACUGUUUCUAUA
Cajanus cajan (pigeon pea) is the source of this 2601-nucleotide messenger RNA. RefSeq names its product KRR1 family protein. NCBI's taxonomy places the organism in Eukaryota, Viridiplantae, Streptophyta, Magnoliopsida, Fabales, Fabaceae. The record is from RefSeq and is a predicted model, not a curated record. Gene Ontology annotation, biological process: endonucleolytic cleavage in ITS1 to separate SSU-rRNA from 5.8S rRNA and LSU-rRNA from tricistronic rRNA transcript (SSU-rRNA, 5.8S rRNA, LSU-rRNA). Gene Ontology annotation, cellular component: 90S preribosome; nucleolus.